AUAGUGACCCCUCCCUCGCUCCCUCCCCUGACCUUGACCAGCAGACUCAGCUCAACACAAAAGCCAUUCGAUUGCAACUCGUCUUGGAUUCGAACCACCCCGCACCAUCAUCAUCAGAAGGCAAUCAAAGAAUUAUCUGAUUAUUUUCGUAUGAUUUUCAAUCAAUAACAAAAGAGCCAUUUCAUAUAUCCAGGUCUCUAUCACAUUUCCAAAUUGCCCUUCUUUAUUGUAUUCAAUUACUCAUUUUGAACACUCAUUAUAUAAUAAUCACAAACAUCAAUCAAUUGAUAUUCCGCAGCAAUGCGUAACUGGUUUAUUUUACUCCUGCUUGCAGGAGGCACAUAUGCAGUCGAGCAGAAGCCGAUUUGCAGGAUAGGCGAUGGUUGUGACACGUCCGGAUGUCGGAUACCGACUGAAGGUGAUAAGUGUGAUGAGGAGAUGACUAUUGAUUCCAUCUAUUGCGAUCUUGCCACAAACAAGACCGACACUCACGAGAACGCGUUCCUUAUCUGCAAUCUUGUCAAGAAGGAAAUCGAACGAAAGAUUUGUCCGAAAAGCCAAUUCUUCAUUGACGGAAAGUGCCGAACUGGCAAUGUUCGGUACAAGCGGCAAGGAGUUGCCGGAUCCGGAAGAGUUGGAGAUUUUUGCAGCUUCAACACCGAUUGCUUGACUGGAAUGUUCUGCUCCACAGGAUCUUGCACAUGCCUCUCGAACUUCGUCGCCAUCCAAGGAUACUGCUACCUGAAGAAGAAUCCAGGAGAGUCUGGAUGUCAGUACGCCGAGCAGUGCUCCGCAGUAUGGCCAGAGUCGCGGUGCGAAAAGUCGAGAUGCGAGUGCCCGGAGGAUGUGAAUGGAAUUCCAUAUGUUCAGGCCAAGACCAGGGACGGAGUCGUUUGUGUUCUUCAUUCCGGAGAAGACGGAGAUCCGGUGCCAAAGUGCCCACUUCCAGAAUACGACGAUGAUCUCCUCACAAUGCCAGUGUCCCAACUUCGCAACCCUCACAUGACCGAUCCAGACGAUGCUGACAUUCAAAUGGGCGAGCACAUCAACCCACUUCAAUUCUGCUCCUCUCAAUCCACCGACUAUACCACCUUCAUCGCCAACGGAGGAGGUGCGUGUGCUUACGCGACCGAUGCUAACAACGCUCAGGAAGGAGAUGGUAUCUAUAUCGCUGAUAUCUAUGAUUGUGUCACCUCCACGACAUCAAUGGCCAACGUUAAGACUGCAAUGGAAGGAGUUUAUGACAUUCAUCCAGCCUCCGAUGGUAUCUGCUGUCCUAACAGAGCCUUCACCUGCAUCCAACCAAAGAGAGAAGCUGAUAGUGGAAGUUCGGCGCCAGCAGGAGUCCGUCCAAGAUGGUGGUACAACGCUGUCACUGGCACCUGCGAACAAUUCAUGUGGGACCCAUGGGAUGAGACCGAGAUGCAAUCACCAAACAACUUCAAGACUCGUGAGCACUGUGAAUCCUAUUGUAGAGACACUUGUAAGCGUGGAUCCCCACAAUACCUCACCGGAUCCGCUCAGAAUGAGGAUGAAGUCGUCAGCAACUGCCAGACGGCCUCUUCCUGCACAUCUAACUUCGAGUGCACUUCCAUUGGAUCCAUGCAGCUCUGCUGCCCAACUGUCGCCAGCGUCUGCUCCAACACCGGAGGCCGUCCAGUCGACUUGGUCCGAUCCACCAACUUUGACGCCGGUAUGUUGAUGAAGCGCAGCUUCUCCAUGACCUUCUCCACGAGCUCGCGAUACUAUUACGACGCGGAGCAGGGAAGAUGCAUCGCGUUCACCUACAACGGAGCACUCGGAAACUACAACAAUUUCAAGUCGUCAGCUGAUUGCGAGUUGUUCUGCGCCAAAUUGCAAUGCAAAUACGGAACUCCACUCAAGAUUGGGUCAUCUAAUCAGAGAUGCUCCGCCAGUGCCGACUGUCCAAGUACCCACGAGUGCCAGUCAGAUCACAAUGUCUGCUGUCCAAGACCUCAAGCCAUCUGCUCCCAACCCCUCCGCCUCGGAGACUGCAAGCAAUCCGUCCGCCGUUACUGGUACAACGCAGUUACCCGUGCCUGUGAGAUCUUCGACUACACCGGCUGCCAAGGAAACGAUAACAACUUCGAGACCCUGUUGGAGUGCCAGAACACUUGCGAGAACAUUAUUCCAGAGCCACAGUGCCCACAAGGAGACGCCUACAAGGAUUACCAAGGAAACUACUACGUCUGCUCCAACUCUGGAGCUGGAAACUCUUGCCCAGUCAACUAUGAAUGCUAUUUCGACGGAUACGUGUGGGGAUGCUGCCCGACCAAGGCCUACACCUGUACCCUUUCCCCACAUAAGGGAGUCACCUGCGGAUCUGGAUCUUCUUACAGAUACUAUUACAACUCUCAGACCCAAGAAUGUGAAUCCUACCAGUACAAUGGAUGUGACGGAAACUCCAACAACUUUGCUACGCGCGAGGAUUGUGAAGGAUACUGUGGAGUCGGAGGAUGUCCAAAUGGUGGAACUCCAGAACGCAACGAGUUCGGUCAGCUUAUGGUCUGCUCGACCACCCAGGUGUGCCCAGGAACCCACGAGUGUACGUCUGUAAACUCUGGAAGCUCAGUUGUCAACCGUUGUUGCCCAACUCGUGCCUACAUCUGCUCUCUUCCACCACAACAAGGAUCCUCCUGCAGCUCAUCCGCCGCUGCUCGAUUCUACUUCAAUAUUGUCACCAAGGAGUGCACCCAGUUCACCUACAACGGAUGCUCCGGAAAUCUCAACAAUUUCGCCACCCUCGAGCAAUGUAACAACUUCUGCCUUUCAGCUGCCUGUACCCCUGGAGAUGUAGCCUACGUGAACCCCAACACAAAUAUGCCAUAUGAGUGCAAUGCAGCUCUAUCCAACAGUUGCCCAACCAACUUCGCUUGUACCUACGAUCAGCUGUCCUCCAACUCUGUUUGCUGUGGAGCCACCAACAUGGAUGUCUGCCCAGAAGGCGAGAAGGCUUACGUCAACGCUGCCGAUAUGGGAGUCCGCGAGUGUCUGAUCAAUGUGGAGGGAUCCUGCCCGAGCAACUAUCUCUGCAGAUUCAACGCCAUGAAGAACAGAUACUACUGCUGUGCCUCGAUCACAGGAGAUCUCUGCCCAUCUGGAAAGGCUCUUUACAAGGAACCAAGCUCCAAGGCCCCGAUUCGUUGUACCAUCAGCAGCAACAACAACCAAUGCCCAACCGGGUACACCUGUCAGUCCGAUGUUCCAGGCGCUUUCCAAGGAUACUGCUGCUCUGGAAACCAUCUCUGUCCAAACAAGGCCGAGUUCUACUUGGAAGAAUCCUCCCAGAUGCCAAGAUCCUGCACAGUUGGAGCAUUCAUCACUUGUCCAAAUGGUUACUCCUGUCAAUCCACCCAAAACGAGUUCACCACCGGAUUCUGUUGUAAGGGAGAGGUCGCUUCUGUCUCUGAUGGUUGCCCACCUAAUGAGUAUGUGUUCAUGAAGGACAACCAGAUUGCCCCAUGUGAUCCAUUUAACCCACCGAAUGCUCCAUGUCCAAAUGGAUACUCCUGCCAAUGGUCGUUGGCUAACCAGAGAUACCAAUGCUGUGGAGCCACACCAAUCACCACACCAAAGUCGAUCGCUGCUCUCGGAUGCCCGAACAACCAGGUCGCAUUCCGCGAGAAGGCAUCAAAUGCUCCAAGAAUCUGCACAGCCGCCUCUCAGAACUGCCCAACAGGGUUCUUCUGCCAAUUCUCCACCGCUAACAAUCAAUUCCAAUGCUGUGGAAUGUCGGGAGGAUGUCCAAAUGAUUCAGUUGCCUUCAUCGGAAUCACCGGAGAACCACAAUCUUGCGCAAUUGGUCAGAGCACUUGCCCAUCCGGAUAUUCUUGCCAGAGAGCCAUCUCAGGAGCACAACUCUGUUGUACCACAAACGACGAGCCAGUCGGACCAACAACUCCUACCAAGGGCUGCACCGAAAAACAAGUUGAGGUUGAGGGAGCCUGUCUCGAUAAGAAAUCUCUCGGAGACAUCUGCAGUAACCAAGUUCAGUGCCCAACUGGAAGUCUCUGCAAGGAAUCUGUGUGCUCUUGUCCAGAAGGACAUCACGAACUCAACGGAGUUUGUCUCCCAGACUGUGGACCAAACGAAGUCGAGGUCGCCGGAAAGUGUGUUGCUAAAUCCCUUAUCGGAGAGGCUUGCGAAGCUGAUGAACAGUGCCAAGGUGGAUCUUCAUGCCUUGACGCUACCUGCACCUGCCCAGAAGGCGAAGAGGCUGUCGAGGAUGUUUGCAUGAAGAAGAUGUCGCGACCAAUGUCGACUUGCCCAAUUCCAGGACAGAUUCCAUUCCUCGAGUUGAGAACUAAAGCCGCCAGAUUCUGUACUCCAUCCCGUCCAAAUUGUCCACGUGGAUUCAGCUGUCAAUUCUCUCAAACCGCUCAACAGAACAUCUGCUGUGGAGGUGGGAAGGCGUCAGCAAUCGUCGCCGAGAAGAAAUCCGGAAAGCCAAGCACUUUCAGUUCUAAGCCAAAUGGAAAGGAGGACGGUGACGAUGAAGCCGCUGACGUUUGUGAUCGUGGAAGCGCAUACGUUGUGAAUGGGACACCAAAACAAUGUACAGCAUCUCCAUGCCCAAGUGGAUACAAGUGCACAUUCUCGAAGAAGAGCAAGAACUACUACUGCUGCUCAUCGAAGGCUUCUCCGGGAUCCUCGUCUGGAUCCGGAGCAGCCAACGGCUGUGCCACUGGAAGUGCCCUGCUCUUCCCAUCAACCGGUACGCCAGUUCAGUGCUCCAACAGUGGAUCAAACAGUUGUCCAGCCGGAUACAAAUGCCAGAAGAGCACGUUGUCGAACCGAUUCCAGUGUUGCUCAAGUGUCAGUGGAGGUGGAGAUGGAGAAGAAGAGGAGACGGCUCCAGUUAGAGGACGUCCGGUUGUUGGAGGUCGUGGAUCUGUGAACAAGAACAAGGAAUCGGCGGCUAAUGGCCCAUGCUCAAACGGUCAGGUGCAAGUUCUCCGAAUCGUCGGAGAGAGAAUAAUGAAGAAGUGUGAGGACAAGUGUCCACCACACCAGGUCGCUGUCCGCGGCGUCUGUCGUGACAAGUACCUCGCCGAUGCGCCACUCAACAACGAAAUCUAAUAUCGGUGAUUAUUUAUUAAUUUUUUGAAUUUUUUCCAAUUUUUUCCAAUCAAUUUUCUUUGAAAAUGACCUUUUUUUUCUCUUUGUUUUUCAUGUAUUGCCAUUAGUUUCCAAAGUAUGAUUGGUGACUGUUCCCCUGAGUAGGUGCGUUUGCACCAUAAAAAAUCCCCAUUUUUUUCGCCCGCUUAUUCUUUCAAACAAUGUGAUGACCUGUUUUUGCAUCUCUUCUUUCUUGUUUCGACAAUAAAUUUUCGAGAUUCUU
Caenorhabditis elegans is the source of this 5362-nucleotide messenger RNA. RefSeq names its product BPTI/Kunitz inhibitor domain-containing protein (gene F30H5.3). Gene Ontology annotation, molecular function: serine-type endopeptidase inhibitor activity; endopeptidase inhibitor activity. Lineage: Eukaryota; Metazoa; Nematoda; Chromadorea; Rhabditida; Rhabditidae. The record is from RefSeq and is marked reviewed. The transcript has 9 exons. The coding region runs from base 301 to 5100 and encodes 1599 amino acids.